AUGAGCAGUUCAUGGAGAGAUGGAUUAGCCUUUUGUGCUCUCAUUCACCGAUUCCGGCCUGAUCUCAUCAAUUUUGAUGCUCUCUCCAAAAACAAUGUCUAUGAAAAUAAUCAGUUGGCAUUCACUGUUGCUGAGAGUCUUGGCAUUGCAGCUCUUUUAGAAGCAAAAGACAUGAAUGACCUCCCAGUACCAGAUAAACUAAGCAUCAUUACUUAUGUUGCAAGUAUGCACAAUUACUUCAAGGACAAAGAAAAACUUGGUGGCCCAGGUGUGUCCUCCUAUAAAGAGGGCAAUAUCCAAAUUGGAACCAAGAGGCACCAAGACAACGAUCCAUUGAAUACAACAGAGCCAAAACGAAGCACACCUGAUCAAAGUGAGGAAAAAAUCAAAAAGAUUGGCUCAUCACCCACACGCCAACGCUCCCCAGCUGAUGAUCUUUGCGCACUUUGCCAGAAGAAAGUGUACUUAAUUGAGAAACAAAUUGAUAAUGGAAAGCUGUACCACAGAUCCUGUUUUCGAGGCAGCCAUAUGUCUCCAACUACUCUGUCCUUGGAAAAAGAGAGAUCAUCACGGAAGGAUUUUUCUGAAGAGAAACAAUCAAGAGAAUCCUCCCCUGGUUCACCAGUGCUUAUGAUGCAAGUAACAAGUCGGACAAUGGAAGACAAACAACACCGAGCUUCAAAAUCAGUCACUAAGUCUUCAACAAGCCUGGAAGCUGAAUCUGGUAAGCAACAAGUGGUUUCUGGACUCUUGAAGAGCUUGGCAAAUAUCCGUCAGCGGCAGGACACUGCCAACACUCCGAGUCCAACAUCUUCACCUCCGCCACCCAAAACACCUUCUGGCCCUCCGCAUUUUUCUAAGCUAUCAACUGCACAGAGCACCAGUUCACCAAUGCCAGUUGUGACUAACAGUUUGCCUUUCAGUCAACCUUUGAACUCUCUGCCCUCAACACCUGGUCAAACAUUACUGAAAAGUACACCAUUGCUAGACAAAACGAAGGAUGUAAAACUUCUGCCACCAACUGAUACACAUGCCAAUCAAAAAGAUAAAUCAAGAAGUGUAGCAAGAAUAAAAACUGUUAUAACAUCUUCACCAACAAAUCCUGCAAUUCCACUGAAGACACAGCCAUUGACAACAGAAUUGGCAUCAACAACUUCAGCCUUGUCUAGAAAUUCAAACGUCACAAAUGAAAGUGCUUCAGUUCCUGAUUCACUAACAAAACCAAAAGCAUCCAAGAAAACUACCGAAGUCUCUCCUCUAUGCUUUGUUUCUUCCACAAAAACAAAUACCACUUCUAAAAAUUCUCCAUCCCACCCUGCCUCCCUCAGUAAGUCAAAUGUGUCAAAGGUGGAUUCUCAAAGUUCUUCAUCCCGUUCUGCCUCUCCUAAGUCAAAAGUCUCCCAGAUUUCUUCUGAAAGUUCCUCUUCCCGUUCUGCCUCUCCCGCUAAGUCAAAAGUCUCCCAGAUUUCUUCUGAAAGUUCUUCAUCUCGUUCUGCCUCUCCCGCUAAGUCAAAAGUCUCCCAGAUUUCUUCUGAAAGUUCUUCAUCUCGUUCUGCCUCUCCCGCUAAGUCAAAAGUCUCCCAGAUUUCUUCUGAAAGUUCUUCAUCUCAUUCUGCCUCUCCCGCUAAGGCAAAAGUCUCCCAGAUUACUUCUGAAAGUUCCUCAUCUCGUUCUGCCUCUCCCGCUAAGUCAAAAGUCUCCAAGAUUACUUCUGAAAGUUCUUCAUCCCGUUCUGCCUCUCCCGCUAAGUCAAAAGUCUCCCAGAUUGCUAAUGAAAGUUCUUCAUCCCAGUCUGUCUCCUCUGCCAGGUCAAACCUUUCUAAAAUAACUGCUCCUCCUCUACAAACUGAUUCAUCAGCAAAGUUGACCACUUUAGUUACAUCAUCAGUAAAUACACAUACUACAGACAAAUUAAGCAUGACUAAAGAUAACAGACCUCAGAGUAUUCUUGAGAGGAUUGAACAGUAUUCUAAAGUUGCUGCUGGUGUAGAGAAGCCACUUUCUGAACAAUCACCAAAAAGAGAGAUUAUUCUUGUCCCCACUUUGGAUAUGAGAGUGAAUCCCAUCCCUAAGCCAAAACGGCAAAAACCUGGCUUGAUUCCAAACACAACUAGAGAGAAUAAAGAAAAUCCAAUUGAGAGUAAUCUAAGUCAUAACAAUUUUACCAACUCCCAUAAAACAAAUGGGGCUCUCAGUGAACGCCAAGACACUGGUGACACUUCCAAGACUGAAUGGCAACUAGAGGCAGAACGUCGGAUGGCAGCUCGCAAGGGAAAGUAUGUUGAUCCUGAGACUCGGAUAACACGAUUUGUGCUUCCAGAUACAACCACACAGUUGGAAAAUGAGAAAAAUGGUGAUGGUAAUCAAAACAGACAUGGUUUGAAGAAAAUUUCUGUCACCUCAAACUUGACAUUUAACUUUGAUGAUAGUUUGAAUUCAAAUACCUCCCUAGAUUUCCCAUACCGCAAACAGGUUCUGCCAAAACAAGAUUUAGAUUCUUUGGAAUGGAGUAACCCCAAAAAGCAGUUAUCCACAGAUGAAAUCCAAAGAGAACUAAUGGACAUAGACAGUAAACUGACAGAUUUGGAGCUGAGAGGCCGACAAUUAGAAGUUUCCAUUAGAGCAGCAUCAAACUCAGAGGCCAGGGAGACAAGUCACUGGUCAGAAUGCAGCAAGUGUUGGCAUUUUGUCUUUGGUCAAAAACGGAAAGCAAAUGAAGAGGAUGAAAAAUUCAUGGUUGAAUGGUUUCAACUCAUCAAUGAAAAGAAUGAACUUAUUCGCAGAGAAAAUGAUUUAAUCUAUCAAUCUCAAGAGCAGGAACUUGAAGAAGAACAGAUACAGAUUGAUAAGGAAUUGCAAGCCCUCAUGCAGAAACCUUAUGAGAAGAAAUCAAAAGCAGAGAAAAGAAAAGAAGAAGAAUUAAUACAAAAGAAAAUAAAUGUGGUAAAUCAACGAAACCUCAUAGUGGACAGUAUUGAUGAGGAUCGACUCAGGUACAAAGAAGAAGAUGAGGGAAUCAAAGAAGUUCUCCAAAGCAAAGGAUAUCUUGGAAUUGAGGCAACCUAUUGA
Messenger RNA from Acanthosepion pharaonis, 3069 nucleotides. Lineage: Eukaryota; Metazoa; Mollusca; Cephalopoda; Sepiida; Sepiidae. The record is from the annotation of a GenBank genome assembly.